UUUCAAAUUCAAGGUUUAAAGAUUUUUACAAAGAUUGUUCGCAUUCGAAUCGAUAUAGAAAUUCUCAGUAUGAGCUCAAGAAAUAGAUUGACCGCGUCAAAUAUGAUUGAAACACCACGUGGUAACAGAUUGGCGGCGCCGCUAUCAUCACACAAGACCGGAGCCCGACAACGCGCCGGCGGCGAUGGCGAUGGUGGCACCGCUAUCUGGAAGACGGCUCCUGUUUCUACAGCCACUUGCCGGAUAACCUCAUCUGCACGUCAGGAGAAACCGACUAUUGCCUCCACGCUGCGAGCAGCCAGCAUUCGCAACAAGGCAUUGAGCCAAAAACCCAUCACUCCCCGUAAGCCAAGACCGCCAACUUGUGCAAAUGGCGAUAGGAAGUUUCCAGAUAGAUUAAGUGCGAUCCCUGCGUCAAGGCAGACAGAUAAUCGCUUAUGGUCGCACCGAAAGACGGCUGGCGGUGCUCCAAUGCUGAAAAAAGAGAAGCCAGAUGAAAUGGAAAUUGACGUCAGGACAGAGGAUCAACCUGCUUCCAGGCUGCUGGACACGGGCAUUCAGACAAAUGAGGCGGAGAUACUGAAUCGCGAUCUGCUCGUUGGAGAUAUUAAGCUAUUGAUGCCAUCGGCGCAGGUUUCCAAGCAAAUUGAAAAGAUGCGCUGGGAAACAAAAAACAAAUUAGAGCGUGAAACGAAACGUAAAUUCGCUUCUCACGAAUACGACGAAGAGCAGCAUUUGGAUGAACUCAAGGAGUACAUGGAACGCAGCUACGUGACGAGACGCACUCCUAAAAAACCGUCCCCCAAUUUGUCCAGUUAUGAGCCAAACCCGAAUAGAAACGUAUUUAAGUACAUGGAUGAAUGCUUUACUCGUGAGGUCCCAAAAGCGGAGUCCAUUACAAACAUACAGGAUCGCAUCAAGCGAAAGGAGAUAGAGCUCAUGAGCAUGUUCGAUGACGUAGAUGUACAUGAGAAAUCUGAGCCGGAGUCGGAAGGCGAUUAGAGCAGUUACUUGUCCCAUAGAUAACUAUAUAAUUCAGACAUACUCGUAUAUUAGAGCAUAUAUGUAUAACCAAAUAAAAUAUUUAAUUAAGUA
Drosophila innubila is the source of this 1095-nucleotide messenger RNA. RefSeq lists its product as uncharacterized. The transcript has a single exon. The record is from RefSeq and is a predicted model, not a curated record. Bases 70 to 1002 code for a protein of 310 amino acids. NCBI's taxonomy places the organism in Eukaryota, Metazoa, Arthropoda, Insecta, Diptera, Drosophilidae.